Messenger RNA from Xyrauchen texanus (razorback sucker), 2684 nucleotides. Its product is annotated as nucleosome assembly protein 1-like 4. Gene Ontology annotation, cellular component: chromatin; nucleus. Bases 125 to 1195 code for a protein of 356 amino acids. Gene Ontology annotation, molecular function: histone binding; chromatin binding. Lineage: Eukaryota; Metazoa; Chordata; Actinopteri; Cypriniformes; Catostomidae. Gene Ontology annotation, biological process: nucleosome assembly. The record is from RefSeq and is a predicted model, not a curated record. The transcript is spliced from 15 exons.
GUGGGUUUGGGAUUUCACUGACUGAGGCGGGGAGUUAUUUGCACCAAUGCACUUCAGCUUUACGGCCGAGUCCAUCAGCUGAACAACAGCCGCUUAUCCAGAAUUUUGGAGCUGUGGUAUCAAGAUGGAUGGUGACAAUGAAGCCAAAGGGAAGGUGAGCGACCAGGCAAUGCAGAACCCACAGGUAUUGGUUGCUCUUCAAGAAAAAGUCAACAGUGUCUCACAUAUUGCUUCAGUCAUGGAGAGCUUACCCAAGUCUGUGAAAAGAAGAGUCCAUGCCUUAAAGAACCUUCAGGUUAACAGCUUGCUCAUUGAAGCCAAGUUUUAUAAGGAGGUGCAUGAGCUGGAGAGGAAGUAUGCCGCUCUUUAUCAGCCGUUAUUUGACAAAAGAAAAGACAUUGUCUCUGGAAAAGUGGAACCCACUGAUGAGGAGUGCGAAUGGCAGAGAGAACAUGAGGAUGAAGAAGCAUUAGCAGAAGAUUUAAAGAAGAAAGCUGCUAUAGAGGAAAAGACAAAGGAUGCUAAUGAGGAGACACCCAAGGCAGUUCCAGAGUUCUGGCUCACCAUAUUCAGAAGUGUGGACAUGUUGAGUGAUAUGCUGCAGGAACAUGAUGAGCCAAUACUUAAACAUCUACAAGAUAUUAAAGUGAUAUUUUCUGGUCCCGAUCAGCCCAUGAGUUUCACAUUAGAGUUUCAUUUUGAACCCAAUGAAUACUUCACCAAAACAGUCCUCACAAAAGUAUACAAGAUGAAGUCAGAGCCAGAUGCAGAGGAUCCAUUUUCAUUUGAGGGACCUGAAAUCAUUGACUGUGAAGGGUGUGAAAUUGAUUGGCACAAAGGCAAAGAUGUGACUGUCAAAACGAUCAAGAAGAAGCAGAAGCACAAAGGCAGGGGGGUGGCGAGGGUAGUCACCAAACAAGUGCCCAAUGACUCCUUUUUCAACUUUUUCAACCCUAUUAAAGUUUCACCAGAUAAAGAGCUGGAUGAGGAUUCGGAGUACACCUUAGCCACAGAUUUUGAAAUUGGUCAUUUCUUCAGGGAACGAAUCGUACCAAGAGCAGUUUUGUAUUUCACAGGAGAAGCUCUGGAAGAUGAUGAGAGUUUUGAGGAGGAGGAACUGGAUGAAGGUGAAGAGGAGGACCAAGAUGAGGACGAUGAGGAGGAGGGAGAGUUAGAUUCAAAGUUACAGGCAUAAGUCAUUCUCAUCUCAUACAUUUCUAGAGUGUGGAUCCUCAGCCUCCAGAAUGCAAACAACAGUAGUUGGACGGCUCACUCCUGACGCUGUUAAUCCCCAUCAGCUCUCUAGUGCUGCGUGUAGUCUCUGCUGAUUACACCAUCCUCACAAAACAACCACAAUGAUGCAGUACAUUGGAAAGAAAACAAGUUUUUUUUUUUCUUCAAAUAUUUCUUAUUUCAAAACUCAACUGAUAUAGUACAACAGCACUAUAAAUAUAUUGGGCAAUUCCAUGCAGCCUGCCUCAGAAUGUAGAUAUAUAAAAGUAAAACAAAACUACUUUUGAAUUCAUGAUUUAGGCUUUGAUUUUGGAAUGCAGACAUAUUUUGACAUGCCAUUGCACCAUUUCUCUAGAGAAUGCAAAGCCCAAAACGUUCUCACAGGUUUAAAAUAAUUUUGCUUAUUUGUUUUAAUUACAAACAUUAUCUCUUUAAUACAAUUUUGAGGAGGUGCAUUUUAAGCCUGAAUUGAAAUAAAUGGAAUUGUAUUUGUCAAGUUUGUUCCUGUUUAACAAAAGGUUUAUUUUCCGUGUCGUGGGCAUAACCGUUAUUUUACACAGCAUAUCUGUUUAUGUACAUUUUGAACAAAGCAGCAUGUUUAUGCAUUAUUUAUUAAGAGAAGUGUGUGGACAAUUACUAGCUAGUUUACCAACCAAUGCAUCAAUGAAACCUUGCGGUCAAGUAUGUAGGUAAUCCCUACUUGAGUAAUUUGUAUUUAAUCAUAUCAGGCCUCUUUACAAUGUGGAUGACAUUUUACUGCAUUUGUCUAACGUUUCCAUCUUUGACUUGCCUCUUGAACAUCACAAUUAAAAACAAACUCCACAUUUAAAAAUUCUAUAUGCUUAAGCAAUGUCAACUCAUAUUUGUUUAUACUGUUUGUAUUUAAAUAUAAGUUUCUUCCAUAUUGCUGGAAUUGCUCAAUUUAGAAAUUAACAAUAACAAAUGGCAGCAGUCUACUGCCAUUGGUCACUGAAUUCUGAGACCACUGCAGAUGAUUAUACUUCCUGGAGGUCACAUAUUUUUAUGUGAUCACAUCCCCAAGGCUGUUUUUUGAAAUACAAUGUCACAUCCCAAAGUUAUCUCUUUAUUUUGUGACUGGAUCUAAUAGGUUACUCAGGGUUUUUUAUGCCAAGAUGACAAUGUACGAGUGUCCAGCGUUGUGAAAGCUGUUGAUAUUAAAUCUAACCUGCAAAAUGUUCUCUCUUGUCUUGUAAAAAAAGUUGUUUUUGUAUCUAGUUUUACGUAGUUGUUUAAAUUAAUUUCUUCUUUUCCAUUAUUAUUGUUUUGAACACAGUGUAUUGGUCUUGUGCUUCUUGGUGGAUCCCUGAGAGAAUAUAUUUAGCAGAUGUAUGUACUGUACUGUACCCAGUUGAUUAUAGCCCCUUGUAGCAUUUUGAAAGUGCUUUUGCUGUACUGCCCAAGCACUUACUAAAAAAUUAAACAUGUUUAUU